AUGGCAUCAUAUCGCCAAUUGUCCACCCAUAUUAUGAGCAAAUUCACUGAAACCGCUUUGGCCGUGUUUGCCCUCGUGUCCGUCUACUUGGCCUUUGUGUCCAAGGUCAUUCCUACUCCGGCAAUCUUCUACAACGAGAUCGUGCCUGUGUUGCCAUUCUGGGCUCUUGUCAGUUUCGGGUCCUACGCCUUGUUCACCUUGGGCUGGGGUGUUUUCACCUUCAACGAUAAGGAGGAAAAAUACCACGAGUUGUUGUCGGAGAUCGAAGAAGCCAAGGUCUACUUGAAGAAGAACGGUGUCACCGUCGAUUAAGUGCCGACCCAUGACGCGGAUUCUUGCUGAAUCGGUACUGGAGCCCGGGAGCUAUGUGCAAUUAUAAGUUACGUUUAAUAUAUGAAGCAUGAAAUAAACAACAAGGGUGUAGAGUUAAAGCUUGGAGGCUAAAGAUAUAGAGCGAUUGCUUUUAGUUUGGAGGUCAAAGGGUGUAUAUUCCGAGAGAUUGCUGGCGACGGUAAUAAAGCACAGUGUUGUGGCCUGGAACCAACAGAAACGGUGGGUAGAAUAAGGAUCG
Molecule: messenger RNA, 571 nt
Organism: Babjeviella inositovora NRRL Y-12698
Lineage: Eukaryota; Fungi; Ascomycota; Pichiomycetes; Serinales
Gene: DPM3
Product: Dpm3p
Exons: 2
Coding region: 1-312 (103 amino acids)
Biological process (GO): GPI anchor biosynthetic process
Cellular component (GO): dolichol-phosphate-mannose synthase complex; endoplasmic reticulum membrane
Source: RefSeq, a predicted model, not a curated record